This is a messenger RNA of Penicillium alfredii, 588 nucleotides long. RefSeq lists its product as uncharacterized. Bases 1 to 588 code for a protein of 195 amino acids. The transcript has 2 exons. NCBI's taxonomy places the organism in Eukaryota, Fungi, Ascomycota, Eurotiomycetes, Eurotiales, Aspergillaceae. The record is from RefSeq and is a predicted model, not a curated record.
AUGGCACCAUUCACCUCCAGAUACGUCUGGAUGAACAUAUGGAUGCUGGCUCUACUGGCCGCAUCCACAAUUCACGCACUCCCAAUCCGCUUGGAAGAGGCAAGCGGUGCGAUACAAGCUCGCUCGCCGAGAAUCAUCCCGGAUGCCACCGAGUACAUUUCGCACGUCGUCGCCUCGCUCGGCCUCUCGGAGCUUGAUCCCAGUUCGUCUUCCACGCCAACCUCCACGCCUACGCCUAGUUCUACACCCACUCCUAGCUAUACGUCUCUUCAUAGUUCUACACCUACACCCAGUUCUACGUCCAGUUCUCACGCGACACCCACGCCCUCGAUCAAGAACGAGCACAAGUCAGAGAAUUACUACGAGCCGUCAGUCAACACCGAGAAUGGCGGUGGCUACACGCACAAUAUCGAGCAUGCAAACACCAACGAGAAGCCGAUUGAGAAUGUCCAGAUCAUGCCCGGGUGGGACAACAAGCAUCAACUGACGGCGGAGGAUGUUCCUCGGGUGAUGGAUGCCGUGUACAAGGAGCUGGCGCAUCGCUUCCGCAACAUGUUGGAUAGCUCGGAUGAGGUUGGGCUGUCGUGA